Messenger RNA from Tachysurus vachellii, 3062 nucleotides. Its product is annotated as E3 ubiquitin/ISG15 ligase TRIM25-like. The record is from RefSeq and is a predicted model, not a curated record. The transcript is spliced from 6 exons. Lineage: Eukaryota; Metazoa; Chordata; Actinopteri; Siluriformes; Bagridae. Gene Ontology annotation, molecular function: zinc ion binding. Bases 398 to 1828 code for a protein of 476 amino acids.
UAUCACUGUCUAUUUAAAAAUUAAGAAUUGUUUAAGAUUUUAAGCUUUUUAUAGACUGUUUUUCUUGUAAUUACUGGUUUGGUUUUAAUUUUAUACAAACCCAGUGACAAACACCUGGCAACUCAGUUCUUACUUCAGCAGGAAUGAAAGUUAAACUAAUCUGUUCCUGUUCAGUUGGGAAGUGGAUCUGUUUUAUCUGCGUUUGAGGGUUUUUACGUCGUCAUAUGCAGGAUUAUUAUCAUUAUCUGUUUUUGAGAACCUUUGUGUGUUUAUUUUGUGCAAUAUAAAUCAGGUGAGUCAUUUAUUCAGACACACCUGUGUUACACAGAACUUUUAUAAACUGAACCAGGAAGUGUGAGCUGUUGUAAGUGACUGUGUGAGUUUGUUUUUCAGUAAAAUGGCAGAAGCGAAUAUUUUAGGACUUCAGGAUCAGUUCAGCUGUCCAAUCUGUCUGGAUCUGGUCAAGGACCCAGUAACUCUUUUGUGUGGACACAGUUUCUGUAUGGUCUGUAUUAAUGGCUGCUGGGAUCAGGAGGAUAAGCAGGGAGUCUAUAGCUGUCCUCAGUGUAGACAAACCUUCACUUCAAGACCUGUUGUAAGUAAAAACACCAUGCUGGCUGAAGUAGUGGAGACACUGAAGAAGACAGGACUCCAAGCUCCUGCUCAUUGUCCAUCUGGACCUGAAGAUGUGGAGUGUGAUUCCUGCACUGAGAGUAAAUCCAAAGCUAUCAAGUCCUGCCUGGUGUGUCUGGCCUCUUUCUGUGAAACUCAUCUCCAGCCUCACUAUAAAUCUCCUGCCUUUAAGAAGCACAAGCUGGUCGAAGCCUCCAGACGACUCCAGGAUCAGAUCUGCUCUCAGCAUGACAAACUGCUGGAGGUUUACUGUCGCACUGACCAGCAGUGUAUCUGCAUGUUGUGUACUAUGGAUGAACAUAAAGGACAUGAUACAGUAUCAGCUGCAGCUGGACAAGCUGAGAAACAGAGGCAGUUGUUGGAGAAACAGGAAAUAUCCAAGCAGAGAAUCCAGGAUAGAGAGAAGGAGCUUCAGAAGCUGAGAGAGGCUGUCGAGACUCACAAGCAUUCUGCACAAACAGCAUUUCAGGAAACUGAGAGGAUCUUUACUGAUCUUAUAAAAGCAAUUGAACGAAGAUGCUCAGAGGUGAAAGCACUGAUCAGAGCUCAGGAGAAAACUGAAGUGAGUCAAGCUGAAAAGGUCAUGAAGCAACUGGAGCAAGAGAUUGCAGAGCUGAAGAAAAGACACUCUGAGAUUGUGGAGCUUUCACACACACAAGAUCCUGUGUGUUUCCUCCAGAGUUUUCAGUCCGUAAGGGCUUAUCCUAGAUCUGGACUUUUACCCAUCAUCAGUUCUCAUCUUACUUUUGAGGAUGUAGUAAAGUCUGUGUCUCAUCUGAGAGAUAAAGUAGAAGAAUGGAGUACAGGGAAGUUUGGCAAAAUAUUAAAUGAAGUCAGAUGUGUCUAUAUGUUUCGUGAACCCCAAAUCAGAGAAGAGUUUCUAAAAUAUUCCUGUCAGUUGAGAAUGGAUCCUAACACAGCUAAUAAACAUCUCAUUCUGUCUGAGGAGAACACGGUGGUCACCAGCAUGACAAAAGAUCAGUCAUAUCCUGCUCAUGCUGAGAGGUUUGACUCUCAUCUCCAGGUGUUGUGUAGUGAGAGUGUACGUGAACGCUGUUACUGGGAGGUGGAGUGGAGCGGGGAUAAUGGGAUUUCUAUAGCAGUGGCAUAUAAAAAUAUAGGCAGGAAGGGAAACAGUAAGACCCCAACCAGUCUGGCUUUAAAGCAGCUCAUUCCACAGAGACAGCCCUUUUAGAUGUCUCUGAGAAACUACAUGCUGCUAGAUCAGCCAAUCUCUCAUCUGUCCUUAUCCUCCUUGACCUUUCAGCAGCGUUUGAUACGGUCAACCAUAAGACUCUCUUAGCCACCCUCAGGAGUCUUGGGAUAUGCGGAUCAGCUUGGGAAUGGUUCGCUUCCUACCUGGAAGGACGCUCAUAUCAGGUAACAUGGAGGGGAGUGACAUCUGCUCCACGCAGACUCUCCACUGGCGUCCCACAAGGCUCAGUACUUGGUCCUCUUCUUUUCUCCCUGUAUACUCACUCUCUUGGUGAAGUUAUUUCCUCACAUGGGUUCUCUUACCACUGCUAUGCUGAUGAUACACAACUUAUCUUCUCUUUCCCACCCGCAGAUGCCACAGCUUCUGACCGGAUCUCUGCAUGUCUGGCAGAAAUUUCAUCAUGGAUGACUGCUCAUCAGUUAAAGCUUAAUCCUAGCAAAACUGAGCUGCUCUUCAUCCCAGGUGAUUCAUCCCCAGGUCAUGAUCUUGCUAUAUCCUUGCACAACGAUCUGAUCUCCCCUUCAGCCACAGCUCGCAACCUUGGGGUAACCAUGGACAAUCAACUGUCCUUUUCCUCUCAUGUUGCUAAUGUGACUCGCUCAUGUCGGUUUCUUCUCUACAACAUUAGAAGGAUUCGACCAUUUCUGUCCACACAGGCUGCUCAGGUACUUGUUCAGUCUCUUGUCAUUUCUAGACUGGAUUACUGCAAUGCACUGCUGGCAGGUCUACCUAUGAACGCAAUCCGUCCUCUGCAAAUGAUCCAAAAUGCAGCUGCCCGGCUUGUUUUCAACCUGCCAAAGUUCUCUCAUACCACCCCGCUGCUGCGAUCCCUCCACUGGCUUCCGGUAGCUGCACGCAUCAGAUUCAAAACACUGAUGCUGGCCUACAAAGCCAAAAAUGGACCAGCUCCCUCUUACCUCAAAGCCCUCAUCACUCCUCGCACUGCACCCCGCACCCUCCGAUCUACCAGCACUGCUCGACUGGUUCCACCAUCUCUCAGGGUAAGAGGCAAAUAUACUACAAGACUCUUCUCUGUACUGGCACCAAGGUGGUGGAACGAACUUCCCCUAGAGGUCCGGACAGCUGAGUCACUGGCUAUUUUCAAGCGGCGGUUGAAGACCUACUUAUUCAGGAAACACUUCAACUAGCACUUUCAUUAUCUUUUGCAUUUAAAAAAAAAAAAAAAAAAAAAAAAACACACCUUUGACACUUU